Molecule: messenger RNA, 2545 nt
Organism: Cannabis sativa
Lineage: Eukaryota; Viridiplantae; Streptophyta; Magnoliopsida; Rosales; Cannabaceae
Product: rust resistance kinase Lr10
Exons: 4
Coding region: 326-2347 (673 amino acids)
Biological process (GO): protein phosphorylation
Molecular function (GO): polysaccharide binding; ATP binding; protein kinase activity
Source: RefSeq, a predicted model, not a curated record
GUUUUACUUUAUUAUCACUGUUCCUUAGUGCUGUCUUCAUUUCUUUUGACUGAUAUUCUUAACUUUUGUCUACAACACAGGAUGAUGGUCCUAUAUACCUUAUCUUUUUUCACAUUUAUUCAAAUUUAGAUAGUGAGGAAAACCAGUUAUUUACCUAAACUUUUAAUCUACUCUACUUUGACUAGUCUUUGAUAUUACUGUGAGUUGAUUGUAACAUGUCUGAAUAGUAUAGUAUAACAAUCAUUAAAUUGUCUUAUUUUUAUAUUUCAUGAUAUAAACGAAAAUUUGAUUAAAUCAUUUUAGUUUGGUGUAGAAAAUUAGCUUCAUGGCUGUCCAGUACUACUCUGUGCCAAUCAAAAGUGGAACAUCCUUCUUUAGGAGAAGAUUUUCCAUGGCUGUCCUUGUUGAUAAUUAUUCUAUAAUCACCCCCUUCUUAUUAUUAUUGUUCCUUAAUAAUAUUACAAGUAGCUAUGCAAAAUCAUCAAAUCCUCAUUAUUGUCCACCCUCUUCUUGUGAUAAUUAUAUCAUCAACAUUACAAGUCCUUUCAGACUCAACACAGAUCCAAAACACUGUGGCUACCCACAAUAUGAGCUUUCUUGCGAUAACAAUCUUACUGUAAUACACUCCAAAAAUAAUGUGAAAUUCUUGGUGAGGUCAAUCAAUUACGGGAAUAACACCAUUAGAAUUGCAGACUCCAAACUUGACAAGAACAACUAUUGUUCCUUCCCAAAUAACUUUCAAUUGUUAGAAGAUUGGAUCGGUGAUUUGAGUUCUUACAGGAACCAUUCGGGAGAGAAUGUCGAACUCACAAAGCAAAUAGUAUUCUUGAAAUGUGAGAAUCCACUCCCAGCAGUAGUAGUAGUGAAUAAUAAUUAUAUAGACACUGCUCCUUACUGCAAUGGUUCUAAUUAUUAUGUGGUGGAUGGUGGGUUUAGUGUUUCCGAUAUGGCGAUCGGGUGCAAAACAGAGCUAAGCAGUAGCAUAUCAAAUGAGGUAGUGGUGAAUAAGAGGAAUACAUCUUAUUUCGACAUUCACAACCACCUUGCUCAUGGCUUUGAGCUUUCAUGGUUGGAAACAGAAUUGUAUAAGAGAAAAUAUAACUGCUCCAUCGAUUAUUCCAACGAGUGGCGAUGUGGUGAUACGAGCACUGAAAGUGAAAGCAUUGUUAGAAGAAUUGUUGACAUAAUAAUGAUGUACUCUAAAGCUGCAUAUGAUGUGCUUGUAGCACAUGCGGUACUAAAAUUUAUAUUUGGAACUCCAUUUGUAGUUUAUUUUUUAAACUAUAAAUGGCAAAGGCGACAUUUAUCAGUGUAUAAUUCUAUUGAGGAAUUCCUUCACACUCAAAAUAAUCUUAGUCCUAUAAGAUACUCAUUUAGAGAAAUAGAGAAGAUGACCCAAAACUUCAACAAUAAAUUAGGUGAAGGAGGUUAUGGUUCUGUGUUCAAAGGAAAGCUUCGUAGUGGUCGUUUUGUUGCGGUGAAGAUAUUGAGUAAAUCCAAAGGAAAUGGACAAGAUUUCAUCAAUGAAAUUUCUACAAUUGGAACAAUUCAUCAUGUCAAUGUCGUUCGUUUGAUAGGAUUUUGUGUCCAUUCCUCGAAUCACGCUCUCGUGUAUGAUUUCAUGUCCAAUGGAUCUCUAGAAAAAUAUAUUUUUUCUCACGAAGGAAUUGCCUCUUUAAGUUGCAAGCAAAUUUUUGAAAUUUCGCUUGGUGUGGCACGUGGAAUUGAAUAUUUGCAUCAAGGAUGUCACAUGCAAAUUUUACACUUUGAUAUUAAGCCUCACAACAUUCUUUUGGAUGAAAAUUUUAAUCCAAAAGUUUCUGAUUUUGGGUUAGCAAGAUUAUGCCCGUUGGAUAAUCAGAAUUUGUCCUUAACUGCAGCAAGAGGAACAUUAGGAUACAUAGCUCCAGAACUAUUUUACAAAAAUAUUGGAAGAGUUUCUAAUAAGGCCGAUGUGUAUAGUUUUGGAAUGUUAUUGAUGGAGAUGGUAGGUAAAAGGAAAAAUAUAAAAGCCGAUGCUGAAAAUACUAGCCAAAUUUACUUUCCUUCUUGGGUGCAUGAUCAACUAAGUGAAGGAAAAAAUAUAGACAUAGAAACAACACUUACAAAUGAGGAAAAUUCAAAAGUUAUGAAGAAGAUGAUUAUAGUAGCAUUAUGGUGUAUACAACUGAAGCCAAGUGAUCGCCCUACAAUGAACAAAGUUAUAGAAUUACUUGAAGGAGAAGUUGAUUGUCUACAAAUACCUCCUAAGCCUUCUCUAUAUCAGCUAGACAAGCCUAGAGAACUUGUCCAAGAGGCAUCAUGUUCAAUGAAUUCAACAAUACCAUCAUUAACACUACCAAGAUAAGUUCAGACCUACAUCUUCGCAGAUUUUAGUUGGUGAUAUAUGACAAUAAAUAAUGGACUUGAUAUAAAUCCAAACCUAAUUAUUGUGAGUUACUUUUUUCUUGUGUGUUGUUUUGUUUCAGUUUUUGUGAUUUAAUUUUGAGAGGUCAUCAAUGGAAAGGAUUUUUCUUCAUGAUUAUAUAUGAUUAUUUUUAUUCAU